Messenger RNA from Solea senegalensis (Senegalese sole), 732 nucleotides. RefSeq names its product O-6-methylguanine-DNA methyltransferase (gene mgmt). Gene Ontology annotation, cellular component: nucleus. The transcript has 5 exons. Lineage: Eukaryota; Metazoa; Chordata; Actinopteri; Pleuronectiformes; Soleidae. Gene Ontology annotation, biological process: DNA repair. Gene Ontology annotation, molecular function: methylated-DNA-[protein]-cysteine S-methyltransferase activity. The record is from RefSeq and is a predicted model, not a curated record. Bases 87 to 653 code for a protein of 188 amino acids.
GAGACGUUCUUGUCACGUUUGCUCGGCUGAAGGAAGAAACGCGUCCACCGCACACGGAUGUUUGAGUCACCAACCAGGGCAGCGAGAUGAAGAAGCAGAGGGAGAGCCAGUGCACUCAGAAGACCAUCUCAUUGCUGAGCCCCCUGGGGACGAUCCAAGUCAGUGGAUGUGAGAAUGGUGUGCACACCAUCCGGAUCCUAAUGGAUGUCGCACCUGCUGAAAGGAGCGACGCGGCCCCCCUGAGCUGUGUGGUCAACGAUAGCCCGCCAGAAACGAGCCCCGAGUUGCGGCGCUGCGUCGAAUGGCUCCAGGCGUACUUCAGUGAGCCACAGACCACUGGGAGUCUCCCGCUCCCUGCCUUUCACCACCCCGCCCUGCAAGGAGAUGCGUUCACCUGCCGCGUGCUGCGCGUUCUCCUGGAGGAUGUGAAGUUCGGAGAGACGGUGUCAUACAAACGCCUCGCUGAGAUGGCGGGAAACCCCAGAGCGGUGCGAGCGGUGGGAGGAGCCAUGAGGAGGAACCCGGUUCCGCUCCUCAUUCCCUGCCACAGAGUCAUUUCCAGCAGUGGACAGAGUGGGCCGUACAUGAGCGGCAAGGGCGACCAUCUCAAACAAUGGCUGCUCACCCAUGAGAGGCAGCGAGGGGAAGGCUAAAGCAUGACAGAGGCCAACUGUCCUUCAUUUACUGCACACACACACACACACACACACAUAUAUGUACGCGAGGGGAGGA